This is a messenger RNA of Symbiodinium necroappetens, 1116 nucleotides long. NCBI's taxonomy places the organism in Eukaryota, Dinophyceae, Suessiales, Symbiodiniaceae. The record is from the annotation of a GenBank genome assembly.
AUGUACAUGUUUCUGCUGCUCGGGCAUUGGCUCUGCAUUUGUGGAGCUGUGACCCUGCGCGGCUCUGACGUCAAAGAGACCAUCCCCACUGCUGACCAGAGCCAGAUCGGUGUUGUCCCAACCUGGGACAGAACGCGACAGGAUUGGCCAGUAGCACAUGACUACGUGUACAACAGCAGCCAGCUCUCCAUUCUGAUCCCGGAGACGAGACCUCUGGUCACAUUGCCUGUUGUGGCGCUGCAGGCACACACUCACUUCCCCGAGCUGCGAAUACAGAUCAUGUAUGGCAGUGACAACAAGGAGUAUGUGCACACGCAGAAGACGCUCGCGGAGCUUUUGGAGAGGGGCAUACUGUUGUUGACGCCCAUGCCGGGAGAUGCGUACAAUGCCAGCCGGCUCCCUGAGGACCACAAACGCGUUGCCUACUCCAAGGCGCUGACGUCACCGGAGUUUUGGGAGCUGACAACCACACCGAAAGUGCUGCUGGCACAGACGGACUCCUGGAUCUGCAACCGAGAGCACUUGCAAGACUUCCUUCCGUAUGACUACGUCGGGGCUCCGUGGCCCGGUUUUAAGACCUUCUGCCCGAAGAAGCCGGUGGGGAAUGGGGGGUUCAGUCUCCGAGAUCGCGAAGCUAUGCUAAGGAUCACCAAGUCCUCCCACUCGAAUUGGCAUCCUGAAGAUGCUUACUUCUGCAGUCAUCUGCAAGACUCCGAGAAGCUUCCUUCUAAGGAACAAGCAAUGCACUUCGCCAGGGAGCAAUUCUCGCCGGAGGAAAAGAAGCAGAUCUCGGGCGCCACCAUGCCGAGCGUGGGCGUCCACAACCUGUGGGUGACCGCAGAGUUGGUCCGGCAGGUUUUUGAGGGCCAGUGCCCCGGCGUGAGUCUCGUGAACCCCAGAGUGCAAGCUCUUGACAACAGUGAGGGCACCCUCGGUGAAGCCAUGGUCCAGCGAUGGAAACAGGAAGCUCUCCCCCGGACGGUUGCCUUGCUGCAGGACAGUGGCCGUGAGAUUCUGGACUAUGUUAGCCUGACGCUGAUGGCCAAGAUCUUCGGAGAGGGGUCGAUUACUGAUCCGGUUUUGGUCGAUUUUGUCCGUGAAACGGAGGAGACAUGA